UUUGAGCCAUCGCGGCUCCCGUAGCGGCAGGAGGAGCAGGGGGAGGAGGAGGAGAGCAUGACUGGUCCCUUUGACGUGGAAAUAUUUCCGUAAAGAGACGAUGGAGGAGUAGCAGCAGCGUGUAGCACGAAGGUAUCCCGCAAUAACCUUAUAUCGAGACACGGGAUUUAGCCCGGUUCCCGGUCGGGUCUGGAUCCACGGGAGUUACCGGACUACAGUCUGUGACGGACUGAACCCAUUGUGUUCCCCCCGCCUCCCUCCAUUCAGCUACAAUCAUGAUUAAAGCCAUUUUAAUAUUCAACAACCAUGGGAAACCGAGGCUGUCUAAAUUCUACGAACAUUAUAGUGAAGACACAGAGCAACAGAUCAUCAGGGAAACCUUCCACUUGGUCUCGAAAAGAGAUGAGAACGUGUGUAAUUUCCUCGAAGGUGGAAUGUUGAUUGGAGGAUCAGACUACAAGCUGAUCUACAGACACUACGCCACACUGUACUUUGUGUUCUGUGUGGACUCCUCAGAGAGUGAACUAGGAAUCUUAGACUUAAUCCAAGUAUUUGUGGAGACGCUGGACAAAUGCUUUGAGAAUGUCUGUGAACUUGACUUAAUUUUCCAUGUAGACAAGGUGCACAACAUCCUUGCAGAGAUGGUGAUGGGCGGGAUGGUCCUGGAGACCAACAUGAAUGAAAUCAUCACACAGGUGGACGCCCAGAACAAGAUGGAGAAGUCUGAGGCGGGUAUUGCAGGAGCGCCUGCUCGUGCCGUAUCAGCUGUAAAGAACAUGAACCUCCCGGAAAUGCCCAGAAACAUCAACAUUGGUGACAUCAGCAUAAAAGUGCCAAAUUUACCCUCCUUCAAAUAGUGGCAGCGAGAGAUCCUGAACCUACAGAUGUCAGCCAAUGUUUACCAUGAUGCAAUCUGUUUACCAAAACCUCAAAUUACUUACUCUUUUCAAAACAAAACCUCCUGAAGGUACUGUGUGAUUUGACACUCCUUGUUCUGGUGUUUUCUCUUUGUUUUUCCUGUUUAAGCAAAGAAUGUUUUACUUGUUUGUUUGUUUGUUUGUUUGUUUGUUUGUUUGGUUUUUUUCUGUUUGAAGGAAAAUAAAGUAUUUAUUUAUCACUGGUACAUUCCCUCUGCCUCACAGGAGGUUGGCCCUUGGUGUUUAGCUGCUACACUGCAGAUCUGUGACAGUUUGAAACUGAAAUAUUUCAAGUGUUUACAUGGGUUAUAAAGCUGGGGAUGAAGUCUUUGGACGGUCAUAGUAGUUUGCUUAUUCCAGGUUAAAGAAACGGAUCAGUGGAGUAGAGUAUGAAAACAUUUCAAGUACCAAAAUGGAACAGGUCUGCUUUAGUAUUGACAGUCAUACAGCUUGUUUGUAAAAUCAUUGCAAACAAUAAAGAAUAUUAUUAUAUUACAGAUAUGCUCUGUGACAGAAUUAUGGAUAUAUAUCUGAAACAUUUUUUUUCUUGUUUGUAUGCAAAAUAUUUUUAAAUGAUUUAUCAUGUCUUAUUAAAUACUUCUCUUAAUUUUAA
Notolabrus celidotus (New Zealand spotty) is the source of this 1530-nucleotide messenger RNA. RefSeq names its product adaptor related protein complex 3 subunit sigma 1 (gene ap3s1). The transcript is spliced from 6 exons. The record is from RefSeq and is a predicted model, not a curated record. Gene Ontology annotation, biological process: Golgi to vacuole transport; intracellular protein transport. NCBI's taxonomy places the organism in Eukaryota, Metazoa, Chordata, Actinopteri, Labriformes, Labridae. Bases 276 to 857 code for a protein of 193 amino acids. Gene Ontology annotation, cellular component: membrane coat; intracellular membrane-bounded organelle; AP-3 adaptor complex.